UCUCUCCCCGCUCCUUCCCGCAAUCCUGGGAGGCACAGAGGAACGCUCCGCUCUUAUCUGCGAGGGGAGGCAGGCUCGGUGGGCAGGGUUUGCGCGAAAGCUGCCGGUUUAUAAGCAGCCGGCAGCGGAGGCAAAGCCGUCUCGGAAGGCACCGAACGGGGCCCCCGCUCCGCUGCGCUCCUCUCCGCUCCUCUCCCUCCGCGAUGCCCCCGGCGCUGGGGCUGCUGCUCUGGCUGAGCCUGGCAGGUGCCCUCCGGCCCGACCUGGAGCCCCCCGAGCAUGACAAAACCGAGCAAGGGGCCGCCUCCUUCGCCAGCGACUACAACACCACGGCCGAGCUCGUCUUCUUCGAGAGCGUCUCUGCCAGCUGGAAUUACAACACCAACCUGACGGCCGAAAACGCCGCUCGGCAGGUCCAGGCAUCACUGGUGGAGCAGAACUUCACGGAGCUGUGGGGGAAGAAAGCCAAGGAGCUCUACAGUGACAAAUGGAAAAACUUCACUGACCCAGAGCUGAGGAAAAUCAUCGGCUCCAUUCAGACCUUGGGACCCUCCAACCUGCCCCUGGAGAGGAGAGAGAAGUACAACACCAUCCUGAGCGACAUGGACAAAAUCUACUCCACRGCCAAGGUGUGCCUGCCCAACAGCACCUGCUGGGACCUGGAGCCAGACCUCUCGGACAUCAUGGCCACCUCCCGYAGCUACAAGAAGCUGCUGUACGCCUGGGAGGGGUGGCACAACGCCGCGGGGAACCCGCUGCGCCCCAAAUACCAGGAGUUCGUGGAGCUGAGCAACGAGGCGUAUUCCAGUGAUGGAUUUGAUGACACAGGCAGCUACUGGCGCUCCUGGUAUGACUCAGAAAACUUCGAGAAGGACCUGGAGGACAUCUACAAGCAACUGGAGCCGCUCUACCUCAACCUGCACGCCUUYGUCCGGAGGAAGCUCUACGAGCGCUAUGGGCCCAAAUACAUCAACCUCAAGGGUCCCAUCCCUGCCCACCUCCUGGGGAACAUGUGGGCUCAGCAGUGGAACAACAUCUACGACCUGAUGAUCCCCUACCCUGAGAAGCCCAACCUGGAUGUCACGAGCACCAUGGUGCAGCAGGGCUGGAACGCCACCAAGAUGUUCCGGGUCUCAGAGGAAUUCUUUACCUCCCUGGGGCUUCUGGAGAUGCCCCGUGAAUUCUGGGAGAAGUCCAUGCUGGAGAAGCCGACGGACGGGCGGGAGGUGGUGUGCCACGCCUCGGCCUGGGAUUUCUACAACCGCAAGGACUUCAGGAUCAAGCAGUGCACCACAGUGACCAUGGAGCAGCUGUUCACGGUGCACCACGAGAUGGGCCACAUCCAGUACUACCUGCAGUACAAGGACCAGCCCGUGUCCUUCCGCGGCGGGGCCAACCCAGGCUUCCACGAGGCCAUCGGCGAUGUCCUGUCCCUCUCGGUCUCCACCCCCAGCCACCUCAAGGAGAUCGGUCUCCUCAGCAAUGCCACUGAGGAUGAAGAGAGUGAUAUCAACUACCUGCUGAAGAUGGCCCUGGAGAAGAUUGCCUUCCUGCCCUUUGGCUACCUCAUCGACCAGUGGCGCUGGAACGUGUUCAGUGGCCGCACGCCCCCAAGCCGUUACAACUACGACUGGUGGCACCUGAGAACCAAAUACCAGGGUAUAUGUGCUCCAGUUCCAAGGAAUGAAAGCAACUUUGACCCUGGAGCAAAGUACCACAUCCCAGGGAACACUCCUUACAUCAGGUACUUCGUGAGCUUCAUCCUCCAGUUCCAGUUCCACAAGGCGCUGUGCCAAGCGGCCAACCACAACGGUCCCCUGCACACCUGUGACAUCUACAGGUCCAAAGAGGCCGGGGACAAGCUCAGGUGGGGACAGAGGAGGGUCAGGACAAUUGCCAUGGGCAGAUACAAAAUAGCAGAUGAGGCACAAGCCAAGGAGUUCCUGUCCGAGUACAACAGCACGGCGGAGGAGGUGUGGAAUGCCUACACCGAGGCAUCCUGGGCCUACAACACCAACAUCACCGAGCACAACAAGAAGAUCAUGCUGGAAAAGAACUUGGCCAUGUCCAAGCACACCUUGGAGUACGGCGUCAGGGCCAGGCAGUUCGACACCUCCGACUUCCAGGACCAAAGUGUCACCCGCAUCCUCAAGAAGCUGAGCAUCAUCGAGAGGGCAGCGCUGCCCCAGGAUGAGCUGGAGGAGUAUAACACCCUCCUCUCAGACAUGGAGACCGUGUACAGCGUGGCCAAGGUGUGCAGAGAGAACAAAACCUGCCACCCCCUGGAUCCUGACCUCACGGACAUMAUGGCCACCUCUCGGGACUAUGACGAGCUGCUCUUUGCCUGGAAGGGCUGGCGGGACGCCUCUGGGAAGAAGCUGAGGGAGAGCUACAAGCGAUACGUGGAGCUGAGCAACAAGGCAGCCGUGCUCAAUGGCUACARAGACAACGGGGCCUACUGGAGAUCCCUGUAUGAGACACCCACCUUCGAGGAAGAUCUGGAGAGGCUGUACGAGCARCUGCAGCCCCUGUACCUCAACCUGCACGCUUACGUGCGCCGAGCSCUCUACAAAAAAUACGGCGCAGAGCACGUGAACCUGAAGGCUCCCAUCCCUGCCCAUCUGCUGGGCAACAUGUGGGCUCAGUCGUGGUCCAACAUUUUCGACCUGGUGAUACCUUUCCCAGAUGCCACCAAGGUGGAUGCCACCCCAGCCAUGAAAAAACAGGGCUGGACGCCCAAGAGAAUGUUUGAAGAGUCCGACCGUUUCUUCACCUCGCUGGGGCUCAUCCCGAUGCCGCAGGAGUUCUGGGACAAGUCCAUGAUCGAGAAGCCGUCGGACGGGCGGGAGGUGGUGUGCCACGCCUCGGCCUGGGAUUUCUACAACCGCAAGGACUUCAGGAUCAAGCAGUGCACCGUGGUGAACAUGGACGACCUCAUCACAGUCCACCACGAGAUGGGCCACGUGCAGUACUUCCUGCAGUACAAGGACCAGCCCGUGUCCUUCCGCGACGGGGCCAACCCAGGGUUCCACGAGGCUGUCGGGGACGUCUUGGCCUUGUCUGUCUCCACCCCCAAACACCUGCACAGCAUCAACCUGCUGGACCAGGUCACGGAAAACGAAGAAAGUGAUAUUAAUUACCUGAUGAGCAUCGCCCUGGACAAAAUCGCCUUCCUGCCCUUCGGGUACCUCAUGGACCAGUGGCGCUGGAAGGUGUUUGACGGGCGGAUCAAGGAGGACGAGUACAACAAGGAAUGGUGGAACCUCAGGAUGAAGUACCAGGGCUUGUGCCCACCAGCAGUGAGGUCUGAAGAGGACUUUGACCCCGGGGCAAAGUUUCACAUCCCUGCCAAUGUCCCCUACAUCAGGUACUUCGUCAGCUUUGUGAUCCAGUUCCAGUUCCACCAGGCACUCUGUGAUGCAGCCGGGCAYAAGGGUGCCCUGCACACCUGUGACAUCUACCAGUCCCAGAAGGCUGGGAAGAUCUUGGGGGAUGCCCUGAAGCUGGGUUUCAGCAAACCGUGGCCUGAGGCCAUGCAGCUCAUCACGGGGCAGCCCAACAUGUCAGCAGAGGCCCUGAUGAGCUACUUCGAGCCACUCAUGAAGUGGCUGGAGAAGGAGAACCAGAAGAACGGAGAGGUCCUGGGCUGGCCCGAGUACAGCUGGACUCCUUACACAGCCACUCCAACCCAAGAGGACUCCGGCAAAACUGAUUUCCUGGGAAUGUCCCUGACCAAAAGCCAAGCCACGGCGGGUGGCUGGGUCCUGCUCGCCCUGGCACUCGUCUUCCUCAUCACCACCAUCUUCCUGGGUAUCAAAUUCUCCUCAGCCAGGAGAAAGUCCUUAAUCUCCAGCUCAGAAAUGGAACUGAAAUAAAGCAGCUGCCAGCGGGCAACAGAGACAGGGUACAAGCGUGGGCACUUGGCCAGGCUGGCAACCAUGCCAUGGGCACACUUUGCCAAGGAAGCCAUGGUUCUYCACAACCCAGGACUCCUCUCUCCUAUCAGGUCAGACAUUCCUUUCCACUAUGCAAGAGCCAAAGCAGAGAAGAGCUAUUUAUUUGUCAAUGUCUGCAUCAGGGGAAAGAGAAAUUCAAGGCUCCGGCAGGCACGGAGCCAUCACGAGCUGCCCUUGUGCCCGGGGCUGGAGCUGGUCCAGUCUGGUCACCCACCAGCCAUUUCUGACCUGUGGGCAAAGCCACAGAGACUCGAGGGAUGGAGGGCAGUCAGGGGAGGGAUGUCUGGAGCAUAUUCCUCCCCCUGGUUUGCCUGCUGCCAGGCUGUUCGCUUGCAUGGAUGAAAAAUAAACCUUUGUCUUGU
Molecule: messenger RNA, 4318 nt
Organism: Malurus melanocephalus (red-backed fairy wren)
Lineage: Eukaryota; Metazoa; Chordata; Aves; Passeriformes; Maluridae
Gene: ACE
Product: angiotensin I converting enzyme
Exons: 24
Coding region: 204-3875 (1223 amino acids)
Biological process (GO): proteolysis
Cellular component (GO): plasma membrane
Molecular function (GO): peptidyl-dipeptidase activity; metallopeptidase activity
Source: RefSeq, a predicted model, not a curated record